AGAGACGACCGAAUGGGGGCUAGCGCUCGCUCGCAUCUUCUUCUUCCGUCUAUGUAAGCGCAAGUUACAGAAAAGGGAUGUAUAGUAAGUAGUACAGGAUAGGGAGAGGUGAUUUUUAGCCGCGCUCGCCAGCCAGAGCUCAGCAGCACGUCUCUGCUCUCCUAUACAAAAGUGUAACUCGAGCGUGUACCUCCUCACAAUCGGCGGGAUGAUAGUCGCCCCGGAGGCCGUCGCUCGUUUCGGCUCCUCUGACGGUAAUAACAUCGUCACGCAGUGCUACUCACCAUGUGCCACUAGAUCCAGUUGAUAUUGCAAUCUCUUUCCGGUUUUUUUUUUUAAGUGUUAUUCAUUUACCCCGAAUUUGGUUAUUUUUUAAAGAAAGAGUUGGUGGGUAAAACAGUCGAGUGGGUUGAGACGAAAUGGAACCUACCGGUCAGGAUCGUCAGGAUCGGUCGCCCAGCUGUUCCGUCCUCUCAUCAACGUCGCGCAAAAGAGGCAGAUGUAAAUGGUUUAACGUGACCAAAGGAUGGGGUUUCAUUACGCCGGACGAUGGAAGCCCGGACGUAUUCGUUCACCAGAGCGUGAUCCGCAUGAACGGAUUUCGUAACUUGGCUGAAGGCGAAGAGGUCGAGAUGGAGACGAAAGAUGCGGAUAAAGGAGCGGAGGCAACGGUCGUGACGGGACCCGGAGGAACGGAAUGUCGGGGAUCGCACAGACAACCCAGAAAACCUACAAAAACCAAAAGAAUCAGGUGCUACAAUUGCGGUGCAGUCGGAAGCCACAUCGCUCCCAAAUGCACAGUUGGACCUCAACCCAAAAGAUGUCACCAGUGCAAGUCGGAGGAUCAUCUCAUUUCCGACUGUCCAAAUAAAUUGAAAAAAUUCCGAUCCAGCCAGACGGAAAAACCUUCCGGUGUGAAUGAAACGUAAGUUUUAUCUUCCCUGCAUAUUAUGGACUACAAUAACCAAUCAGCAGUUUGACAAUCACCAAGCGGACGACACACAUCCUGGAUGUUUUUACGUAACAAAAAUAUUUCGAUAUCUUCAACAGUAUACACGCACCCUAUAGCAUUGCUCAAUUCUGCAUUAUUAUUAUGUCCGAAUUUUUACUUGGCAAUGCUCACAAAUGCUCCUCAGGUCAAAUGUUUCGUACAAUAUUUGAAUCAAAAUUAUUCAUUUUAAUAUUAUACAUGUACAAUUGUUAUACAGUACCUAAAUUUGUAGUUGCCACACAAAUGCCAUACAUUUGUCUACCUCUCGUUGAUGCGUUCAAACAGAUGACAUGUCCAUCAUUUCAUAUUUGUAGUUACUUAUCCUUGGUAUUGUUGGUUGGGCUCCAAUUUAAUGUGAAUUGUGUAGAUAUAGCUUUGUGCUAAAUAGAGAAUUAGAUUUCGUAUUGUUUAUUCAAAUUCGUUGUGUUUCGAUACCGAAAAGAUUUUAGUGGCUUCCAAAAGUGUUCAAUGCUGAGAAUCUUGUGUCAUUUUUUAGAUUGCAGAUCUGUAUUCCGGUUCCCCCCUAAUGUGCAACUAAAAAUUUAAUUUUAAAGACCAAUUUUCGGUACCUAUGCGUAGUUACAGUUGCACUGUUGCAGUGGUUAAAGUGAAACGUGCUUCUUGCGAACGUAAAUGUAAAUAAACUACAAAAUCAUGGAGCCCUUUGAUUUGCAAAUUUUUGGCUAUGACCUAUAUGAGUCUGACAUCAACAUUUUUUUUUACAUUAAAUUUUUGCCAUUCAAACUGUGGUGUGACCUUUUUUUUUAAAUAUUGUUCUAGCAAGAUUGAAGCUGAUUAAAUUACACAUUGAUAUGAAGCCACGCGGAAAA
Molecule: messenger RNA, 1821 nt
Organism: Daphnia pulex (common water flea)
Lineage: Eukaryota; Metazoa; Arthropoda; Branchiopoda; Diplostraca; Daphniidae
Gene: lin-28
Product: protein lin-28 homolog
Exons: 5
Coding region: 420-929 (169 amino acids)
Molecular function (GO): zinc ion binding; nucleic acid binding
Source: RefSeq, a predicted model, not a curated record